UGCGGCGGAGUAGAUGGAGGAGGAGGAGGAGGUGGUGAACGACUGGAAAUACUGGACGGAAAACAAGGAGGAUGCGGAUUACUGCAGCCAGUCUGCCUUCUGGCGAUGGUUUCGGUCAUUUAGCACGAAGAUGUCCGGGUAAAGAGACCCAGGCCUGCGGUUUGCUGAUACACAGACCAAGAGCCUGUGAUUUAUGCGUCGCCUCAAACUGACACCGAGCAAGCCUGGGCGUUCAUUGUGAGGACGAUUUGAUGUCACCAUAGGUUAGUGUGUAGUCUAUUAGAAUGACUGAUUUUAUUGAACAACUAAAACCAGAGAAAUCAAACCGAACCUAGUGCCUUGUCGCGUUGUGGGUCAACUGCCAUAAUGGUUUUAGUCGUCGUUUUAGCAUCAUCCCCAGCUGACCUGUUCUCCCGUGCUGCUUCGCUCUGGAUGUCCAAUUGAAAGCAGCGCCACAAAGUCAACGCCAAACAUCACAGAAAUUCAACCGAGUCGCGUUUAAACAUGAACGGGGCAACGCUGCCGCCUCGCCGCCUCACGACACUGUUCAUAUGGACGACUCUGAGUCUGCUCUGCUGCGGGCAACCCGCACCUGACUCCUCGGGCCUGACUCGAGCCAUCCGCGUGCCACUGCGGCAAGGCGCUCGCGCCGAGCAGUCACCGCCGCUGCCGCCUGCGGCCGCUGCCGCGACACGGCGACGCGGCACCGCGAGCCAGUCUCCUGCGCGCAGGCGGAGAGGAGCGGCAGAGGGCGGCGUCAGCUUUGUGGACAUGAUCGACAACCUGCGUGGGAAAUCCGGUCAGGGAUAUUACGUGGAGAUGGCCUUGGGCUCACCUCCGCAGAAGUUAAAUAUCCUGGUGGACACAGGAAGCAGCAACUUUGCUGUCGGGGCAGCUGCACAUCCUUUCCUGCGCAGAUACUACCAUCGUUCACUAUCCAGUUCAUACCGAGACCUGGGCAGGAGUGUGUACGUUCCAUACACUCAGGGCCGCUGGGAGGGGGAGCUGGGCACGGAUUUGGUCUCUGUGCCACACGGCCCCAAUGCCACGCUGCGUGCCAACGUCGCCGCAAUCACCCAGUCAGACCGCUUCUUCAUCAACGGAUCAAACUGGGAAGGAAUCCUGGGGCUUGCCUAUGCUGAUAUAGCUCGUCCGGACGAGACACUGGAGCCUUUCUUUGACUCUUUGGUUCGUCAGACAUCUGUCCCCAACCUCUUCUCUCUCCAGCUGUGCGGUGCAGGCUUUACCCAGAACCAAUCCCUGGGCAGCUCCACAGUUGGUGGCAGCAUGAUUGUUGGUGGAGUGGACUCAUCACUGUAUGUUGGAGAGCUGUGGUACACUCCCAUCCGCAGGGAGUGGUACUAUGAGGUCAUUAUUGUUAGGAUUGAGGUGAACGGGCAGGACCUUAACAUGGACUGUAAAGAGUACAACUAUGAUAAGAGCAUCGUGGACAGUGGAACCACCAAUCUUCGACUUCCGAGGAAAGUCUUCCAGGCUGCAGUGAAGGCUAUUGAAGCAGCCUCCUCGACCGAGCAGUUUCCUUCUGGGUUCUGGCUCGGGGAGCAGCUGGUAUGCUGGCAGGCUGGCACUACACCCUGGCACAUCUUUCCAGUGAUCUCCCUCUACCUGAUGAGUGAAAACCGCAACCAGUCCUUCAGAAUCUCCAUCCUGCCCCAGCAAUACCUGCGGCCGGUGGAGGAUGUCGCCUCUGCUCAGGAGGACUGCUAUAAGUUUGCUGUAUCUCAGUCCAGCACCGGGACGGUGAUGGGGGCUGUCAUCAUGGAGGGCUUCUAUGUCGUAUUUGACCGAGAGAAGAAACGCAUUGGAUUUGCCGUUAGCACCUGUCAUGUGCACGACGAGUUUCGCACAGCCUCUGUGGAGGGCCCGUUCCACGGCGUCGACCUGGAAGACUGCGGCUACAACAUCCCGCAGACAGACGAGUCCACCCUGAUGACCAUCGCUUACAUCAUGGCGGGAAUCUGCGCCCUCUUCAUGCUGCCUCUGUGUCUCAUGGUGUGCCAGUGGCGCUUCGCUCGCUGCCUCCACCCACACGGGGACUUUGCAGAUGACAUAUCGCUCCUAAAAUGAAGGGACAGGCGUGGCCUGAGACGCGGGGCCGAAGGUGGCUCCUUUACGAAAUGACGGUGCUGUUCACAGAAAGCUUUGAAAAGAUUCUUCAGGAAUUCAAUAGAAAUUACGGACACAGACACACAGAGAAACUUGCUGCCAACGGGUUGUUUGUAAGGAUAACAAGAGCCAUUUUGAACUUUAAUAGGACAACAGAAGGUGCUGCUGUCAGUGUCCAAAUUGUCUGUUUAAGCUUCUGUAUCUAUGCAGAUCAGCAUGAUUUAAAGAAUAAACCACAUUGAUGAAGAUUGGGUAAUUUGGUGAAAGAACAAGCUGAAACUUUACAAAGAAAACCUUGAUUUUGUGUUGAAGACGGGGAUUCCUGGUGCAGCCGGCUGUGGUUUGCGUUGGCAUGACCUGAACAUGUGAACAUUUUGGUGUCGUGUGCUUCUGUAGCUCUUUUAUUUGUGGUUUUUGAAUGGAUGACGUUAAUUGUUGGAGCCUGCGUAUAUGUUUGCACAGCUGUCCUGCACAUGAAGAGCAUAUGGCAAGGUUUAAAGAAAUACAGAAGUCCCAAAAAAUGACAGAAUAAUGCAAAUGAAAAUGAAGAAUUCUGGAAAAAGCUAAUGAUGUAUGCAUAAAGAGGCUAUUUAACAAAAUAUAAGGUAAAGCAUUUAUUGUAUUUAAUCUGUUUUUUGCAGAAUAUGAUCAGACAGAUCGCACUCAAUUUCAGAUGUCAUUUCUUUUCUUCUACUGAAUAAAUGUAUCUACUGUAUAUAACAUUUGUGCAUUCCAGAUUGUCUAUUUGCACAGACACAGAUCACAGAGGACUGCUGCACCUAUUUGAUGAUUUGCACAUGUGACACAUUACAGGCUAACACAGAAUGAAGAGGGCUUCUACCACAGAUACACAAACAGCCUAAUAUGUUUUUAACUGGGACCAUAUCUGCUUUGAAAAGUAAACCAGCCCAAAAGUAUGUUAUUUACUGGAAAAUGUGACGUACAUCCAUAAGGAACAGUUUGUGUUGUCUCCAUAAAAGCUGUACAUAGAUGAACUCGGAUCUGGAUAUUUAUCUGUCAGGUGCUGGCAGCUUUGUCGAUCCAAUAAAGUACUUAUUGUAACUGUAAAA
Molecule: messenger RNA, 3197 nt
Organism: Girardinichthys multiradiatus
Lineage: Eukaryota; Metazoa; Chordata; Actinopteri; Cyprinodontiformes; Goodeidae
Gene: bace1
Product: beta-secretase 1
Exons: 9
Coding region: 505-2088 (527 amino acids)
Biological process (GO): amyloid-beta metabolic process; membrane protein ectodomain proteolysis
Cellular component (GO): membrane; endosome; trans-Golgi network
Molecular function (GO): aspartic-type endopeptidase activity
Source: RefSeq, a predicted model, not a curated record